This is a messenger RNA of Colletotrichum destructivum, 891 nucleotides long. Its product is annotated as Putative metallopeptidase, catalytic domain superfamily. The coding region runs from base 1 to 891 and encodes 296 amino acids. Gene Ontology annotation, molecular function: metallopeptidase activity. NCBI's taxonomy places the organism in Eukaryota, Fungi, Ascomycota, Sordariomycetes, Glomerellales, Glomerellaceae. The record is from RefSeq and is a predicted model, not a curated record. The transcript has a single exon.
AUGCUGAUUCUUUUCCUACUCCAAUGUUUGUUAUUCUGUUCUCAAACUGGGUAUGCCCAGAGCAAACUCGAACCACGCAAAUUUGGGAACUUUAAAGGAUGUAGCGAAAGAGAGGUCGCUAUUCUUCGUGAAGAGAUGGCCCUCGCCAAGCAAGCAGCUACGUUUGCAGCGCGUUACCUCACCGCAUACCCCUAUUUCUGGGCGUUCCAAACCCCAGAGCACCCUUUUUUUCAGGGAAAAAACUUCGAACAAGCUGCUAGCGAGCUCUUUGCUCGCAUGGCUCAGUCCCUUGAGGCUGGCAACUUCAACAUCGAAUGCCACAGCGAUCUUUGCGAAAGUUUUGAUGACGACGACCAGCCCUUAGCAUCAACAGAUCAGCCGGCUCCAUCGCAAGAGAACAGGAACCCUAAAGCUGUUAUGGCCUUCUGCGAGCCCUUUUUCGAUAAUGAUUCGCAGAAAGAGUCAUAUGAGGCACCAACCAGACGACGACUAGAGCAGUUUAGGGGGAACCCUGAGGACAAUAACGUUGUCAAUCUAGCCUCCCUUAAAUCGACAAAAAGCCAAACGAUCCUGCACGAACUUUCGCAUACUACCUUUGUAGGCUGGCCAGUUUUAAAGAUCCUUAGUCAAGCAGGCAGAACUGAUGAGUGGUGGAUGAUGAGUGACUGGGCCUACGGCCCAGUAGAUUGUUAUAAACUUGCUCGAGGUGUUUUCAACCACAACCAGGGAACAACACCAAGCGAAGAAGACUUAUUUAGAGGGGCAUUUAGGGCGGCUGACAACGCAGAAAGCUGGGGCCUUAUUGCUAUAGCUAUGUUAUUUUCAAACCAGUUAGGGAAUAGGCAAAUCCCUAUCCCAGGCAUCCCAAACCGUGCGUGGGGAGGUAAUUAG